UUUGUUUAAACAAUGAUCAUCAUGGAAGUAAGUUAGCUUUUAGUGAGAUGAGUGCAAAUAGUGUUUGAAAGGACAGAAAAUGCUGUGGUGCAGGUGUCUUUCCUUGUGGAGGUCACACAGGGCCACAGACUACCGAGAGCCACUUGUGCUGCUCAAGUCCAUGACGGAACAUGUGUGACAUCCUGCUGUUCAGCUCACAGUGUUAGAGGACUGCAAGUGUCACACAGCUAAGCUGGUCAUCAAAGAGCAGCACUCCUGAUCAGUGUGGAUGCAUUUGUUUCAUUGUUCUGUCGAAAAUCUGGAAGCUCCAGAUUUCUCUGUGAAAAGAGCUGCGGAAGAUUAAAAAUUGUUUGCUGUUAAUCGCGUGUAAAAUUGCUGCACAUGGAAGCUGAGUGGCAUCAGGGGACUGAAAGCGAGGAAGUCUUUGACUCAGAUGAAGAAGAGAUGACAUUGGACAGCUGUUUCAUAGAGCCGAGCUGCCACCCCCAAUUGGACCGUGACGUUGAGACAGUCAGGAGCCUAUAUUCUUGUCAUUCAGUCACCAUUGGGGAGUACCAAUCAAUUGAUCAGGUUGAUGUUGAUCUGAACAUUAAUGCAAACAUUUUGGAUGGGGAGGUGGCAAAGGCCUGGGGCGUAAACCCAGCGGAGCCCAUCGUUGUCCGCCUUCACUUUUCUUUGUCUCAGUAUCUGAGUGGACCUGAACCAACAGUCGAAGUAUUUCAGCCAUCUAAUCAACAACAUUUUAAUCUUGGAAAACAACUGCAAAAUGUCUUAGCAGUCUUCAUAUCCCGAGAGUGGAACCAUUUGACAAAUGCGAACGUGACUGUGAGACCGAAGAGAAGGCACAGCUGGUUCAGGCCUGGUGGAACCAUGAAGAAAUUCCGCGCAAGACUCAGCAUCUGGCUGCCACUGCCAAAAUCCAACUCUCUCCAAGACCGGAGCCUGAGAGGAAGGAUUGUUUUGCCCGCCAUGAAAUUGAAUCAUUUCGCCAGUCACACAACAUCUUACAACAUCAAGAAUCCAUCCGGGGAACUGUUCACUUACACGCCAAGUGGAAAGAGGGUGAUGGUGUCAGGAGUCAAGUCAUCAGCUCAGCUCAGCACCAAGCAGCUGAUAGACCUAUUGUUCUUCUCUCAGGCCAUAGGGCACUGUAAGACCACCCCAACUCUGCAACACGGCUUCUUGGUGCAGGUUAUGAGAUACGCAGAACAGAGAAUACCCACGUUGAAUGAGUACUGCGUGAUUUGUGACGAGCGACACGUUCUCCAGAAUGGCCCUUUGUUAAAGCCUGCCGUUUGCACCCGCGAACUGUGUGUCUUUUCCUUUCACGCCAUGGGGACCAUGUCAGGGGCCACAGAAGAGGUCGCCACCGGUGCAGAGGUGGUUGACUUGCUGGUGACAAUGUGCAGGGCGGCUCUGCAGUCAUCUCGCAAAAGCAUCGUCUUUGAGCCUUACCCGUCUGUCGUUGAUCCACUGAAUCCCAAAAUGCUAGCCUUUAGUCCCAAGAGAAAGAGCUAUGAGAGGCUAGAAAAAGCCCUGGAUGCUGUCCUGCUGGUUAGGAAGAUGACACAGGGUUCAUAUUCUGAAAUCAAGAAGCAAAUGGACCAGAUAGAUCUUCUUGCUAUUCCUUUACUGCAAUGGAUUUUAUCCAGCAACAGAUCUCACAUUGUCAAGCUUCCAGCAAACAGGCAUCUGCCAUUUAUGCACACGCCCCACCAGUUCCUGCUCAUCAGCAGCCCUCCAACCAAAGAGGCUCGUUUUCAAACUGCACGCGAACUCUACGGAAGCACCUUUGCUUUCCAUGGUUCCCACGUUGAAAACUGGCAUUCAAUUUUAAGAAAUGGACUUGUCAAUGCCUCUAAUACAAAAUUCCAGAUGCAUGGAGCUGCAUAUGGUAAAGGGAUCUACUUAAGCCCUGUUUCAAGCAUAUCAUUCGGAUAUUCUGAUAUGGGCAAAGGACAACACCAUAUACCCACCAAAGAAGACCUCCUGAAAAAACACAAUCGAAUGAACAUAAUCCAACAAGAUCUCCCUGGCAGGUUUCUUCAAAGCAGGAAUCUAAAUUGUGUUGCACUUUGUGAGGUCAUAACAUCGAAGGACCUUAAAAAACAUGGGAACAUCUGGGUGUGUCCUGUGUCCGACCACGUGUGCACACGUUUCCUCUUUGUGUACGAAAACGGUUGUGUGGGAGAUGUCCACAUCAACACCCAGGAAGAAGAAAUUCAGAACCAAAUUUUAGAGGUCAUUGCAAACAAGCCCCGCUGAAUGAAUACCCCAAAUCGUGAACAACAGAUGAGAAUUUAUCUGUGAACUGAGUGGGGCAAUAGAAAGAACUCAAAAUCUGCAAUUUUUUUUAUUUUGCAAUUUAAACUAGCAUACAGUGAUGCCUUGACAAACAGUAAAACACAAAUACAAAAUGAUCGCACACAUAACCCGAUGCUGCAAGAAGAGAAAUCUCAAACUUUUAUAUUGUAGUACUUGGUUUUCUUGAUUUAAAAACAUAAAACAAGAAGACAUUUUUGUUGUAGAAAUUGUUGAUACUAUGGGAAAGCAUUUAUCAACAGACCACCUCUGACAAGGUGAAUGAAAGACAAAAUUGUGUAAA
Messenger RNA from Corythoichthys intestinalis (scribbled pipefish), 2605 nucleotides. Its product is annotated as protein mono-ADP-ribosyltransferase PARP6-like. The record is from RefSeq and is a predicted model, not a curated record. Gene Ontology annotation, molecular function: NAD+ poly-ADP-ribosyltransferase activity; protein serine/threonine kinase activator activity; kinase binding. Gene Ontology annotation, biological process: endoplasmic reticulum unfolded protein response. The transcript is spliced from 23 exons. Lineage: Eukaryota; Metazoa; Chordata; Actinopteri; Syngnathiformes; Syngnathidae. Gene Ontology annotation, cellular component: membrane; endoplasmic reticulum tubular network; nuclear envelope. The coding region runs from base 382 to 2265 and encodes 627 amino acids.